AUAACGUGAUAUUACUGACAAAGUCUCGACUGUGGAUUUUCAAUAUUAGACGUCGUCUGUAUUUGUAUAACGGUUUGGACUUGGUCAUUUCUAUUUGUUACAUGUAGAACAUUCGGUGACUUUGUUGUUUACUGACGUCUUGAAGGAUCAAAUAUGUCUGUCUCAGCGUUUGCAGUCAUAUUGCUUAGUGCAAUAAAUGUCAUUUCGGCCAGAGUUAUUCAAGAGAGUCUGGACAUCCCUAAGGCAUAUCCCCCAAUGAAUGGAAUUAAUAAAGUCUACUACAUCUCUAAGGCUAAAUUUGUCAGUUACACCGAAGCCAGCAAGUGGUGCUCUCAGAACGGAGGAGGCUACCCAGCAGAGAUCGAUACAGCCGAAGAGCUUGGAUUAAUUGAAAAGUACGCGUCUUCUACUAACUUGCGCAGAAUCUUUAUCGCUGGCACUGAUGCCAAGAAAGACGGCGUAUUUUUUAGUCAACGAACUGGAGCAUUCAUACAUAUUUUCAAUUGGGUUAACAGAGAGCCCAAUAAUUAUGGCGGAGUAGAAGACUGUCUAGAGUUAAACGGUAGUAAAGAAGGCAGGGUGAAUGAUACGCCAUGCAACAGAGCGUCAAUCUCCCACAAUGUUCUCUGCGAGUUUGAUGUAGUUCAGGAAGAGAUCCCAGAGAUCCCAGAGAUCCUAGAGAUCCCAGAGAUCCUAGAGAUCGCACAAUAGAAUGAUGCAAAUAAAAACAAAUAAAUUCUAAGAUAUAA
This is a messenger RNA of Biomphalaria glabrata, 749 nucleotides long. Its product is annotated as mannose-binding protein C-like. Lineage: Eukaryota; Metazoa; Mollusca; Gastropoda; Planorbidae. The record is from RefSeq and is a predicted model, not a curated record. The coding region runs from base 154 to 711 and encodes 185 amino acids. The transcript has 3 exons.